Messenger RNA from Megalobrama amblycephala (Wuchang bream), 2076 nucleotides. RefSeq names its product lens intrinsic membrane protein 2.3 (gene lim2.3). Gene Ontology annotation, molecular function: structural constituent of eye lens. Bases 1420 to 1938 code for a protein of 172 amino acids. The record is from RefSeq and is a predicted model, not a curated record. NCBI's taxonomy places the organism in Eukaryota, Metazoa, Chordata, Actinopteri, Cypriniformes, Xenocyprididae. The transcript is spliced from 5 exons. Gene Ontology annotation, cellular component: plasma membrane.
CUCUGUAUUAAAAAUGUAUUUAGUUACUAUUUGUAGUACAUUUGUAGACCUAGUAUUUAAUAUGUAAACAGUAUGUUAAUGAAUAUAGUGUGGGACAGAACCGCUCGGAGACAGAAAACUUGAGAAACAGUGUUGAUAUGUGGGGUUGGUAUUCAAAAAACUACAAGCACUAAAACUAAUGCCUCCUUCGCGUGCUAUUGGAAAUUUGAUAAUUCUCAAUGAUGAGUUCAUUGCAUUCAAGUUUCGAAAUUUAGAUAAUUUACGAUAAUACCGAGAGCACGUGAAGGCAGCAUAAGUAUAGAUGCUUUUAAUAAAACAGGCUGGGAUUCACUAUAUGUAUUGGUAAAAAGUCUCCCUCUGCUGGUUGUAAAAUGUACAAAGCAUCCUCAUCAACCAUUUAACCAGAUGGUUAGAUGUUUUUAAUCUAAGCUGUUUUUAGCUGUAAAAGAGCUUAUAUAACAUAUAUGUAUCAUAUAUAUGAAUAAAGGUGUUACUGCUCUUUAAUCCUUUUUACAAAUACAAAUAUAAAAAAGUCAAACUUUUAUCUGGAAAUGAAAAUAUUAAAGUUUAAAUGGUACAUUUUCCUGCUGCUAUUAUGUUCAAUGUCCUGCAGAGAAUUGACACUUUAUUAGUUCCUGUGGGAAGAUGAGCUCUAUUUUUACAUGUUCAUUACUUUUUUAUGUUCAUUCUACUGCAUUUCUGUAAUUUGAAGGCUCUAGGUGGCAUCUAAUGUCUAAGUAGACAUUGAGCUUUCAGGGGAGAAUGUUCACUGAAUGGAUUCUCAACCUUUUGGUAGACAUUUAAUACACCACUAAUCAGAAGCUUUUAAAAUAAAGGCCCAGAACUGUGGUGGUGAUAAAUAUAAACUGUUUAGUGCUCGGUGGGAGAAAAAAAGUAGGUCUACAUUUUUGGCCAUGCAUAUUUUGAUGUCAUUUUGUAUGCUUAAAAUCGUUCAUAUAGUCUUUCCGUAAAAUAAAUAGUUGUUUAUAAUCUGUCUUAUGGGCCUCCUUAAAUUAACAGAAAUAAUAAAAUCAAAUUAUUAUAAUGAAAAACACGAAUUAGUCAUGUUUUUUUUUUUCUGAAUUUCCUGAAAAACGGCAUCAUUUUGCUGUCAACUUUUCUAUGAUGUUUCUGUAUUGUCAAUUGAAAGUACUUUGUCAUCAGUAUUAGUGAAAACUACUGCAAAAUAGUUUUGUAUUUUCAGCAGAUUCUCUUAAGCACUCUUUGGGCCUCUCUGAUUGGCUGCUGGUCUGACAGCUCUAUUGUUCCUCUCCGCUCUCCACCCAGCUCCUGUGCCCUCACAAAAAAUAACUGCCAAUAGCUCAUGGAAAUCUGCCUGCCUUGGCAUAAUUGAGCUUCACACUAUUCAGUCUGAUUAUAUUUUUUGGAAAAAAAAUAAAGUGUGUUUGUAGGUGCAAGAUGUACAGCUUUAUGGGAGGUGGAUUGUUUUGUGCAGGAGUAGGGAACAUACUCCUGGUGAUCUCCACUGCCACCGAUUACUGGAUGCAGUACCGCCAGUCCAGCAGUUUCACGCAUAUGGGCCUGUGGCGCUACUGUGUACCUGGAAAAUGCGUAUUGCACACAGACAGCAUUGCAUACUGGGAUGCCACCCGGGCCUUCAUGAUCCUGGCCGUCAUAGCUUGCUUCUUUGGCAUCAUUAUCGGUGUCAUGGCUUUCAUCAAUUACUCCUCCUUUAGCGGCUUCGACAAAACCUUUGCUGCGGGAAUUCUCUAUUUCAUUUCAUGCUUCUUUGUGCUGCUGGCCAUGGCUGUCUACACUGGCGUGACAGUCAACUACUAUGGAAAACGUUAUGGGAAAUGGCGGUUCUCUUGGUCAUACAUAAUGGGUUGGGUUUCUGUGGUGCUCACAUUCUUUUCAGGGAUCUUCUAUAUGUGUGCUUACCGGAUGCAAGAACCAAGAGGCCCAAUGUCACGCUGAUGCUUCUCAUCCUAGAUCUUUGAUCCCUUCAGUCUGAAUGUGAACCAUCAUGUCAUCCCUGAUCCCUUCAUUUUAGACCUGUCAUUUAUUGUUUAUUUUAAAAUCACAGAACACAAACUAAUAAAUGACUAAUACAAA